AGCUUUUCCGAGUGUGUUUUCGUGUACUUAGUUCUGUUCUGUGUCGCGCCGGGAUGUGCAAGUGAACUACUUGACCGAGGAAACACGGAUUCGGUGUACUAGUUCUAAAUGAAAGCGGUAAAGUUCAAAAGGUGUAAAAAGUGAACAAGUGCAGUGAGAACGACCCCGAAGGAUUACGGAUUAACUAAGAAUGGAUAUACUGAAAAUAGUAGCGGUCGUUGCCUUACUAGUGAUCGACACUGACGUCACUGCAGAGAAAAACAAUAUUUCUGUGCGAAUCAAGCGCGAGCCACCUUCACAUCACCACUUCAACGUCGGCUCCAGACAACGGCCGUCCAAGAGGCCUUCCAAACCCAAAGGCCCUCCCAAAGGAUCAUACGGUCCACCACGACCAUCCUACGGACCACCACCGAAACCCGCCUACGGACCACCUCCAAAACCUUCUUACGGACCACCACCGAAACCCUCCUACGGGCCGCCUCAGAAACCAAAACCUUCUUACGGCCCACCCAAACCCGUCUAUGGUCCACCACCAAAGAGCCCACCUCGUCCCUCUUACGGGCCGCCGGCUAAACCAAAGCCGGUGUACGGGCCGCCAAAGCCGGUCUACGGGCCACCGCAAAACACUUACGGAGCGCCUCCGCCGCCAACAUACGGCGCUCCGCCACCUCCGCCGUCUUCGUCUUACGGCGCGCCUGCUCUACCCACAAGUUACGGGGCUCCACCACCGCAACCAUCAAGUUCAUACGGUGCUCCUCCGGCUGCUUACGGCCCACCCCCAGCGCCGACCUACGGUGCUCCCCCCGCUCCGGCUUACGGACCACCGCCAUCGACGUCUUACGGCGUACCGAAAGCACCGUCUAGUAGCUACGGAGCUCCGCCUCCACCUGCACCCCCUGCAACUUAUGGAGCACCGCCUUCAUCCUCUUACGGCGCGCCACCGGCGCCAUCUUACGGAGCUCCACCUGCACCGACGUACGGUGCCCCACCAGCGCCCUCUUACGGUGCACCACCGGCGCCUACUUACGGAGCUCCACCUGCACCGACAUACGGGGCCCCACCAGCGCCCGCUUACGGUGCACCGCCGGCACCUUCUUACGGAGCCCCACCGGCACCUACGUACGGAGCUCCGCCGGCACCACCGGCAACUUCUUACGGAGCGCCCCCGGCGACCUCGUACGGCGCUCCUCCUGCCACCUCUUACGGUGCUCCACCUGCCACCUCGUACGGGGCUCCCCCGGCAACUUCUUACGGGGCACCCGCUAAACCAACGUUCACAGCACCUAAACCUUCGUUUACUCCAUCUUCUUCUUAUGGUGCACCACCCGCUCCGCCUGCAACGUCAUACGGAGUCCCAAAAGCUCCAUCAAAUUCGUACAACAAAGGACCAGCGUCCUCGUAUACUCCACCUGCAACUUCUUACGGAGUCCCUGUCGCUCCGUCUAGUUCUUACGGAGCUCCCGCAGCGCCUUCAAGUUCGUAUGGAGCACCAGCAGCACCCUCUAGUUCAUACGGAGCUCCUGCAGCGCCAUCUAGCUCGUAUGGAGCACCCGCAGCACCUUCAAGCUCUUACGGAGCUCCCGCAGCACCAUCAAGCUCUUACGGAGCUCCAGCAGCGCCCUCUAGCUCGUAUGGAGCUCCAGCAGCACCCUCAAGCUCUUACGGAGCACCUGCAGCACCAUCUAGUUCAUACGGUGCCCCAGCAGCACCUUCAAAUUCUUAUGGAGCCCCUGCAGCCCCUUCUAGUUCUUACGGAGCUCCUGCUGCACCCUCGAGCUCUUACGGAGCUCCUGCGGCACCCUCUAACUCUUACGGAGCUCCUGCUGCACCCUCUAACUCUUACGGAGCUCCUGCCGCACCCUCUAACUCUUACGGGGCCCCAACAGCUCCUUCAAAUUCAUAUGGGGCACCCCCUGCUGUUCCUUCAAACUCAUACGGAGCACCAGUAGUUCCAUCAAAUUCUUAUGGAGCGCCACUUCCUGCCAAUACUUAUGGUGCUCCUUCGAGCUCAUACACAAACAACAAUCAAGAUGCAUAUGAGCCUCCACCCUUACCAAGCUCAUAUGACGUUCCACUCUACAGCUCCAGUGAGCCUAGACCUUCGAUAUCUUUCUCAAUCCCAGCUUCAACCUACAAUCCGAGUGGAUUUAAGAUAAAUACACCGACUCUUCAACAAUACAGCACCAUUUCAUCACCAGCUAAGAAUAAAGAUUUUACAGUCGACGGUCUCCUAAGUAAUAACAAUGGCAAUAAUUUUAACGGAAAUAAUUACAACAAUAAUUAUAACGGGAAUAAUUUUAAUGCUAAUAGCCUGGGUGUGAAUAAUGGCAACAACUACAAUGGAAAUAGUUUCAAUGUAGCCAAUUAUAAUGAUAAUAAUUACAGUGGAGAUAAUUUGAACGGGAAUACUUACAAUGAUUACAGUUCUGGCUUUAAUCAAUUCGGUAGUAAUGAGCCUCAAAAUAUCGAGACCGUACAUGGAGACACUUUUUACGCAGCAAAACAUCAAUUGAAUCUAAACCACAGCAAUCACUUACAAGACAGCGAAUUGCAGAGCUCUCAACAUGAAUCUGUGUAUGAAACAAUUUCAGAGGAAAACCCCUUUGAACAACGGAAAGGAGAAGUAACUCAGCGUACUGUGUUGGACAGGAAAGCAUCAAAAACACCUUCGGAUGAUACCCGCGAUACAGAAAAUACAACACCUGAAUCUUCAAACAGCAACAGAAACAUCCUGAUGACGAAUCCGAAGCACAAACUAGUUGCUUAUUUGAAACAUCAUAUGAAAGCUCAAACUGCGGAAGUUCCCUCAGUUACACCUGCAGCAUAUAAUUUCAGUCCCAAGGUUGAAACAACCGGUUUUGUACCCUAUGAUGGGGGUUACAAUAGGAAUAUAAAGCGAAAGGGCCAGGAAAAUCAUUCAUCAAAGAGGGUUCAGCAUCAAACUAGUAGAGUUAAGUCAAAUAGAGAUAGUAGCGACAACAAUAGAGAUGAAACACUUUCAUUUCAGCCAAAUUACUUCAAAACAAGCAUAAACCAACAAAUGAUACAAAAAAGACAAGAUGCAAUAUCAACUACACCAAAGUCGAGACACAAGCAAGGGGACGGCUUCAGACAGAAUUCUGAAAGCGCAGCGAUAUCUAAGUCUAUAAAUGGCUGGAAGCAAUCUGAGGAUGCUAGUUUAUCAAUCUCACAGGAGACUAGAAGAUGAAGGAAUGCCAUAAACUAAGAUACUGUGAUGAACUCAGAAACAAAAUUUGACUGACAAUUUGCUAAGCUUACACCUUGCCACACGCAUUUCAUGCAACUUGUCAUGGACUUUCUCAGCAGAUACAGGUUACAAAUAUGAGUUUUCUACUUCAAUUUCUUAUAAAGAAUAUUCCUGAUAGCUCUUGUAUAAGAGGAGAUCAGUUUUCUACCUGGCUAUUUUUUUGCAUUCUUUAAAAGAGUGUUUUCACCUAAACUUGAAACCAAAACAUUUUUACAGAAGAGGGGCUUGGAGGAUA
Messenger RNA from Bemisia tabaci, 3503 nucleotides. RefSeq lists its product as uncharacterized. Gene Ontology annotation, cellular component: RNA polymerase II transcription regulator complex. Gene Ontology annotation, molecular function: transcription coactivator activity. The record is from RefSeq and is a predicted model, not a curated record. Gene Ontology annotation, biological process: positive regulation of transcription by RNA polymerase II. Lineage: Eukaryota; Metazoa; Arthropoda; Insecta; Hemiptera; Aleyrodidae.